Molecule: messenger RNA, 977 nt
Organism: Thalassophryne amazonica
Lineage: Eukaryota; Metazoa; Chordata; Actinopteri; Batrachoidiformes; Batrachoididae
Product: cholesterol 25-hydroxylase-like protein 1, member 2
Exons: 1
Coding region: 125-937 (270 amino acids)
Biological process (GO): sterol biosynthetic process; cholesterol metabolic process
Molecular function (GO): steroid hydroxylase activity; iron ion binding; C-4 methylsterol oxidase activity
Source: RefSeq, a predicted model, not a curated record
UUCCACACAGUGAGUGAAACAAAGACAGGUACUCUUGGGAUGAGCUUUACCUCUUGUGUCUGGAUGCAGCAUCCAAAUUUCUAAAACAUUUGUGAAAUAUUCCUCUUGAAACUCUUACAGCAGCAUGGAUCUUGCAGAUAUAAGUGGAGCUUUUGGAAAGGAGCCUUUGCUGCAGCCUCUAUGGGACAGCUUGAGGCUCCACUACAGAGACUUUUUGAGAUCUCCACUCUUCCCCGUUAUUCUGACUGUGUCAUCCUACUUUGUCUUCUGCCUUCCUUUCCUGGUUUGUGACAUCAUGGGAGACAGGUGGGUGUGGGUCCAACAAUUCAAAAUCCAACCCAGCCGACAGCCAACGGCCUCCAUGCUGCUGCACUGUGCAGGUGUCACCCUGUACAACCACGUAUUCCUUGUGCUCCCAGCGUCAGUGGCCCAGUGGGUGUGGAGGCCUCCUGUGGAUCUGCCAGACUGUGCUCCAACCAUGAUGGAGCUGAUCGCCGGAGUGAUUGGCAACCUCCUGCUCUUUGACUUCCAAUACUUCAUCUGGCACUUCCUGCAUCACAAGAUCCGCUGGCUGUAUGUCACCUUCCACGCCAUCCAUCAUCAUUACUCGGCUCCCUUCGCUCUGGCCACUCAGUGUCUCGGUGGUUGGGAGCUGCUCACUGUAGGCUUUUGGACAACUCUGAAUCCAGUGAUCCUGAGGUGCCACCUGCUCACCACAUGGAUUUUUAUGUUGGUGCAUGUCUACAUUUCAAUAGAGGACCACUGUGGCUAUGACUUCCCAUGGUCCACAUCACGUCUGAUACCAUUUGGGAUCUUUGGAGGGCCCAGCAAGCACGAUGUGCACCACCAAAAACCUCACACCAACUUUGCACCACACUUCAGCCACUGGGAUAAAAUAUUUGGAACACAUUCUGAUUUCAGCUUUUCUGCUGCAUAGUAAGAUAUUACAUAGUUACUGACUGCUAUAGUCAAAACAU